AUGCCACGCAUUCAUGUGAUGCCAUGCAUUCAUGUGAUGCCACUGCAUUCAUGUGAUGCCAUGCAUUCAUGUGAUGCCAUGCAUUCAUGUGAUGCCAUGCAUUCAUGUGAUGCCAUGCAUUCAUGUGAUGCCAUGCAUUCAUGUGAUGCCACGCAUUCAUGUGAUGCCACGCAUUCAUGUGAUGCCACGCAUUCAUGUGAUGCCACGCAUUCAUGUGAUGCCACGCAUUCAUGUGAUGCCAUGCAUUCAUGUGAUGCCAUGCAUUCAUGUGAUGCCAUGCAUUCAUGUGAUGCCAUGCAUUCAUGUGAUGCCACGCAUUCAUGUGAUGCCACGCAUUCAUGUGAUGCCACGCAUUCAUGUGAUGCCACGCAUUCAUGUGAUGCCACGCAUUCAUGUGAUGCCAUGCAUUCAUGUGAUGCCAUGCAUUCAUGUGAUGCCAUGCAUUCAUGUGAUGCCAUGCAUUCAUGUGAUGCCAUGCAUUCAUGUGAUGCCAUGCAUUCAUGUGAUGCCAUGCAUUCAUGUGAUGCCAUGCAUUCAUGUGAUGCCAUGCAUUCAUGUGAUGCCAUGCAUUCAUGUGAUGCCAUGCAUUCAUGUGAUGCCAUGCAUUCAUGUGAUGCCAUGCAUUCAUGUGAUGCCAUGCAUUCAUGUGAUGCCAUGCAUUCAUGUGAUGCCAUGCUUUCAUGUGAUGCCAUGCUUUCAUGUGAUGCCAUGCAUUCAUGUGAUGCCACGCAUUCAUGUGAUGCCACGCAUUCAUGUGAUGCCACGCAUUCAUGUGAUGCCACGCAUUCAUGUGAUGCCACGCAUUCAUGUGAUGCCACGCAUUCAUGUGAUGCCACGCAUUCAUGUGAUGCCACGCAUUCAUGUGAUGCCAUGCAUUCAUGUGAUGCCAUGCAUUCAUGUGAUGCCAUGCAUUCAUGUGAUGCCAUGCAUUCAUGUGAUGCCAUGCAUUCAUGUGAUGCCAUGCAUUCAUGUGAUGCCAUGCAUUCAUGUGAUGCCAUGCAUUCAUGUGAUGCCAUGCAUUCAUGUGAUGCCAUGCAUUCAUGUGAUGCCAUGCAUUCAUGUGAUGCCAUGCAUUCAUGUGAUGCCAUGCAUUCAUGUGAUGCCAUGCAUUCAUGUGAUGCCAUGCAUUCAUGUGAUGCCAUGCAUUCAUGUGAUGCCAUGCAUUCAUGUGAUGCCAUGCAUUCAUGUGAUGCCAUGCAUUCAUGUGAUGCCAUGCAUUCAUGUGAUGCCAUGCAUUCAUGUGAUGCCAUGCAUUCAUGUGAUGCCAUGCUUUCAUGUGAUGCCAUGCAUUCAUGUGAUGCCACGCAUUCAUGUGAUGCCACGCAUUCAUGUGAUGCCAUGCAUUCAUGUGAUGCCAUGCAUUCAUGUGAUGCCAUGCAUUCAUGUGAUGCCAUGCAUUCAUGUGAUGCCAUGCAUUCAUGUGAUGCCAUGCAUUCAUGUGAUGCCAUGCAUUCAUGUGAUGCCAUGCAUUCAUGUGAUGCCAUGCAUUCAUGUGAUGCCAUGCAUUCAUGUGAUGCCAUGCAUUCAUGUGAUGCCAUGCAUUCAUGUGAUGCCAUGCAUUCAUGUGAUGCCAUGCAUUCAUGUGAUGCCAUGCAUUCAUGUGAUGCCAUGCAUUCAUGUGAUGCCAUGCAUUCAUGUGAUGCCAUGCAUUCAUGUGAUGCCAUGCAUUCAUGUGAUGCCAUGCAUUCAUGUGAUGCCACGCAUUCAUGUGAUGCCACGCAUUCAUGUGAUGCCACGCAUUCAUGUGAUGCCACGCAUUCAUGUGAUGCCACGCAUUCAUGUGAUGCCACGCAUUCAUGUGAUGCCACGCAUUCAUGUGAUGCCACGCAUUCAUGUGAUGCCAUGCAUUCAUGUGAUGCCAUGCAUUCAUGUGAUGCCAUGCAUUCAUGUGAUGCCAUGCAUUCAUGUGAUGCCAUGCAUUCAUGUGAUGCCAUGCAUUCAUGUGAUGCCAUGCAUUCAUGUGAUGCCAUGCAUUCAUGUGAUGCCAUGCAUUCAUGUGAUGCCAUGCAUUCAUGUGAUGCCAUGCAUUCAUGUGAUGCCAUGCAUUCAUGUGAUGCCAUGCAUUCAUGUGAUGCCAUGCAUUCAUGUGAUGCCAUGCAUUCAUGUGAUGCCAUGCAUUCAUGUGAUGCCAUGCAUUCAUGUGAUGCCAUGCAUUCAUGUGAUGCCAUGCAUUCAUGUGAUGCCAUGCAUUCAUGUGAUGCCAUGCAUUCAUGUGAUGCCAUGCAUUCAUGUGAUGCCAUGCAUUCAUGUGAUGCCAUGCAUUCAUGUGAUGCCAUGCAUUCAUGUGAUGCCAUGCAUUCAUGUGAUGCCAUGCAUUCAUGUGAUGCCAUGCAUUCAUGUGAUGCCAUGCAUUCAUGUGAUGCCAUGCAUUCAUGUGAUGCCAUGCAUUCAUGUGAUGCCAUGCAUUCAUCGCACCGACUCACGUAUGGCUCCAUGUGCGCGCACCGACUCACGUAUGGCUCCAUGUGCGCGCACCGACUCACGUAUGGCUCCAUGUGCGCGCACCGACUCACGUAUGGCUCCAUGUGCGUGCACUGA
This is a messenger RNA of Closterium sp. Naga37s-1, 2538 nucleotides long. The record is from the annotation of a GenBank genome assembly. Lineage: Eukaryota; Viridiplantae; Streptophyta; Zygnematophyceae; Desmidiales; Closteriaceae.